This is a messenger RNA of Rotaria socialis, 1632 nucleotides long. The record is from the annotation of a GenBank genome assembly. NCBI's taxonomy places the organism in Eukaryota, Metazoa, Rotifera, Eurotatoria, Philodinida, Philodinidae.
AUGUCCUUUACUGGAAUAAAAAAGAGUCAACUCAUAUCUCUACCAUUUCUAAAAAAACGAUUACGAUCGAUUACUUCGUUGGGUCUUCGUAAUCUAACAGUGCAUGAAUUUAAUUUUACAGUUCACUUUACAUUACAUCGAAAUGAAAAAACCGUUGCUUUUUAUACAAGUGAACUGGCCGAAAAUCAACGUAGCCCAGAAUGGUCUUAUUUAAAGUUUCCCUCAACCACUCAAUGUUUGCAAGAUUUUGUUAUGCGUGUAUGGAUAACAUCCGAGGAGAAUAGUCGUUUAUUUCUUGAAUAUGACGUUCAUCUUGAUGAUUCGCUUAUCCCUGAUGAACAGAAAGAUGAUUCACAAAGAAGUAAUAAUACACUUUGGCUUGAAAUGUUCGGUUAUCAAUUUACUGACAAUGAAACUAUGUUAGAAAAUCAAAAAAAUGUGCAAUUAACCGAUACAACAUCAACAACAAUAGAUAAAAAGUCUAAACGUAUUAGUUUAGUGAAAUCAUACAAUAAAUUGAGUAUUUUGAGAAUGAUGAAUGUUAUUGAUGCUGUACGUUCUGAAAAUCGAUCAUCAACACAAUAUCUUGAACGAUUGCAAGCAUUUGUUGAUGUACAUCAAGAUCAUUUAUCAAAAAUAAAAGAACGAGAAUCCCGUCGUUUACGUGUUGAGAGUUUAAGACAACAGUUACAGUCGCAAAUAAUAGUAUAUGAACAGCGUUUUAAUAGUUACCAAGAAAGACAAAAACUAUUAGAAGAAAGAAAAAAUCAAUUACAACACAAUUUGUACCAAUUAAUUCAUCAACAUGAACAAAUUAAUUUCUACAUAAAUCAUUUAAAUCAAUCUAAAUGUAUUCUUCAUGAUUUAACACAAGUGAUUAAUUUCCGACAAAAAGAUAUUGUUCAUGAAAUAUAUCACUAUAUUUAUCCUAUUAUUGUUGAUGAUAGCGGUGAAUAUUCCAUUGCCAACGUCAAAUUACCACAAGCGGAAGAUAAAACUUAUCAAACAUCCAUGACUCGUGAACGUGAAAAGGAAGUUGAAGCUGCCAUAGGAUAUUGCGCACAUUUUGUUUUUAUCAUUUCACAAUUCAUGCAAAUACCACUUCGAUUUCCCAUCGAAUUUUAUGGUACAUCACCUAUUAAAAUCUAUGAUUAUUCAUUGCAAUCUGGCGAAUUCGCUUUAUAUCCCAGUUAUGAUAUGAAUAGUUUUCAAUAUGGCCUCUAUUUACUAAAUCGAGAUAUUGGUCAACUAAUGUAUCAUUGUCGCGUCGGUACUCGUCCAACAGAUUAUCGGAAAACAUUAAAAAAUUUAAAAGACUUAUUAGAACAAUAUUUUACAAUUACAAAUAAUAAUAAUAAUAAUAAUAAUCAAAUUCACCUAUACUCUCAAAGCAGCCAGUCGUCAACCCAGACGAUAGUCCCAACUAGUUUGUGCAUUAAUGAACAACGAUUGAUACGACAUAAACAAAAUUCCAGCAAUAACUCUUUACUUUCUUUAUCAGCUUCAACAGCAUCAUCCCUUAUUGAAACUCUUGAUUUAGAUCAGAAUGGCGAUGAUAGUGAUGAUAUAGAUUUAUUUCCAACAUUAAAUCGCAUAUCUCCUCGAUUGAGGAUGCAAUUUUCACAACAAUAA